AUGGAAAUUAUGUUCAAAAGGCCCAGAAGGAACCACUGCGUGGAGAAGCCCAUCUCCGUGGGCUUCCAGCGGUUCGGCCGCUUCGUGGGCAGGAAGCCCUGGUGGUUUCUGCUCCUGCCGCUGCUCAGCUCCCUGGCGCUCGCGGGGGGCUUCUGUUUCCUGGAGGAGCGGGAGGCGAACGACAUCGAGGAGCAGUUCACGCCCGUGGACGGAGCGGCCAAGCUCGAGCGCCGCUUCGUGCGGGAGAACUUCCCGCAGGACGACUCGCGCUUCUCCAGCCAGCGCCUCUACACGGACGGCGUGUACGCGUCCUUCAUCGCCGUCUCCAGGUCGCCGGCGAACGUCCUCACGCGCGCCGCCUUCGAGGAAAUCAUCCUCCUGGACCGGAGGGUGAAGGAGAUCGAGGUGUACGGCGCGGGCGGGCGCGGGCGCGGGCGCGAGCGCCUCUCCUUCGGCAGCCUUUGCGCCGCGAGGCACGGCGAGUGCGUGUCCAACGCCAUCCUGGACGUCAUCAACCACGACGGCGGCAGGAUCGAGGAGACGCGGCUCACGUUCCCCUUCUCCAUCUUCGGGCUCAACUCCGUGUUCCUGGGGCAUUCGGUCGGCGGGGUCGUCGUGCGCAACGCGUCCGUCCUCAGCAGCGCGAGGGCGAUCCGACUCUUCUACUUCCUCAAAGAGGAGGACGAGUCCAAAGCGGCCGCGUGGCUCGCCGAGUUCCUCAGGGUCUUCCCCUCCAACCUGUCCCGGCUGGACUUCAUCGAGGUGACACAUGCGACUUCACUCUCAAGACAGGUGGAGUUUGAAGCAAAUUCGAAAGAUGUGAUACCAUUGUUUUCCAUUACCUAUGUUAUUUCCAUCAGCUUUUCAGUUGUGUCUUGCUUAAGGUUCGACUGUGUGAGGAACAAGGUGUGGGUGGCCGCCUUUGGUGUGAUGUCUGCUGGCCUUGCUGUGCUGUCCUCUUUCGGGAUGAUGCUCUAUAUCGGUGUGCCCUUCGUCAUGACCGUGGCCAAUUCUCCCUUCCUAAUUUUAGGGAUUGGCGUUGAUGACAUGUUCAUCCUCAUCUCUUGUUGGCAGCAGACCAACGUCCACGACAAGGUCGAGGACCGCCUUGCUGAUACGUACAAAGAAGCUGCCAUCUCCAUCACCAUCACCACGCUGACGGACGUCCUGGCUUUCUACAUCGGUCUCAUGACCCCGUUCCGCUCCGUACGCUCCUUCUGCCUCUACAGCAGUACGUCCAUCCUCUUCUGUUACUUUUACAGCAUCACCUUUUUCGGCGCCUUCAUGGUGCUCAACGGCAGGCGAGAAAAGAGCAACAGGCACUGGCUCACCUGCAAGGAGGUGCCAGAGGACUGUCCCCCUGGGCUCUCCAAGGGAUUCAGCUUGUGCUGUGUGGGAGGGGCCUACGAUCAUCACAAUGGAAAGGAGGAAAGUCAACCAAUGAAUCAGUUCUUCAAAAAAUACUACGGGCCAUUCCUGAUACAGCCCUGGGCCAAAGUGUUUGUCAUCUUGUUAUACGCCAUGUAUCUGACUACCAGCAUUUACGGAUGCUUCCAGAUUAAGGAAGGCAUUGACCUGCGGAAUCUCGCAGCCGAUGACUCGUACGUCGUUCGCUAUUACAACGAUGAAAAGGAAUUCUUUUCCGAAUACGGUCCAAACAUAAUGGUAGUGGUGAAAGGCGAAUUCCCAUACUGGGAUAAGAAAAACAGAUCAGAUCUUGACUCGUGCAUAGCAGAUUUUAAAAAUUUGUCAUUUAUUAAGGAGAGUAUGUUUACUUCUUGGCUUGAAACAUAUGAGAUAUAUGGACUGUUUAUGAAUUUGAACCUAAACGAUGAAAGAGUGUUCAAGGACCAUUUAUCAGUGUUUCUCAAUCGCUUGGAUUUCAAGCAAGAUCUCAACUUCACCAAUAACACAAUUUACGCCUCUCGUUUCUUCAUCCAGACUGUGAACAUUACUACCGCGGUUGAUGAAAUGAAUAUGCUUAAUAAGCUUAGGAGCACAGCAGAGAAGUGUCCUGUGCCUCUUCUGGUUUAUCAUCCCACGUUUAUCUACCAUGACCAGUACGCCGUCAUUGUGAGCAACACCAUCCAGAACAUUGCGGUCACCACGGCAGUCAUGUUGUUCAUCUCCCUUUUGCUGAUUCCAAGUCCUCUCUGCUCCCUUUGGGUAACAUUCUCUAUUGCUUCCAUCAUCGUUGGCGUCACUGGCUUCAUGGCACUGUGGGAUGUUAACUUAGACACCAUCUCCAUGAUCAUACUGGUUGUCUGCAUUGGGUUUUCCGUAGAUUUUACAGCUCAUAUCUCCUACGCUUUUGUUUCCAGCAAAAAACCAAGUGCGAAUGAAAAGGCCGUAGAAGCCCUGUUUACCCUUGGCUACCCUAUUGUCCAGGGUGCUGUUUCUACCAUACUGGGUGUGGUGGUCCUCUCGGCUUCUAAGAAUUACAUUUUUAGAACUUUGUUUAAGAUCAUGUUCUUGGUCAUUUUUUUCGGGUUGUUUCAUGGAAUCACCUUCAUCCCGGUGUUUCUGACCUUCUUUGACGCAUGCAGCAGCUCGAGUAAAGUCAGCAGUAAGGAGAAGCCCACCUUUGAUGAGCAGACGACCAGUAAUAAACCCACCCCCAGCAAGCAAGAGCUGCAGGGAAGUCAAGAGAAGCAAAUUUAUGACAAUCACACGUUCCUGGCUGAUGACAACCAAUGCAAAACACAGCAGGGCUCUGCCAUUCAAACCCUUGCAUUCAGGGCCGAGCAGACCCAGACCGGCCAAGGGGGUGUUACAGACAGCAUUGCGGUAUUUAGCAUCGAUAACAAGACCUACGAUGUUCAGAUGUGCGUGGCCGACGAUGGUUCAGUGAACAAUUGUCAGAAGCACAACUUGGAUGAGGAGAUGUAUGAUGGACAGCGGUCAACAACAUCCCUCAAGAUAAAAAUGAACAUGUAA
Messenger RNA from Scleropages formosus (Asian bonytongue), 2937 nucleotides. RefSeq names its product patched domain containing 3a (gene ptchd3a). Bases 1 to 2937 code for a protein of 978 amino acids. Gene Ontology annotation, cellular component: membrane. NCBI's taxonomy places the organism in Eukaryota, Metazoa, Chordata, Actinopteri, Osteoglossiformes, Osteoglossidae. The record is from RefSeq and is a predicted model, not a curated record. The transcript is spliced from 5 exons.